Messenger RNA from Mesocricetus auratus (golden hamster), 4313 nucleotides. It is a transcript of the gene Sanbr, whose product is annotated as SANT and BTB domain regulator of CSR. The transcript has 24 exons. The coding region runs from base 478 to 2712 and encodes 744 amino acids. The record is from RefSeq and is a predicted model, not a curated record. Lineage: Eukaryota; Metazoa; Chordata; Mammalia; Rodentia; Cricetidae.
CCGGGCCCCGGAGGUCGCGCCGCGCAGGGAGCCUCGGUCCCGGGGUCGGCAGGACUGCAACCCCGGGUGGGAAGCGAUGCUGCGUCCUUGAGAAGCAGAGCCAACCGCCUCGGGUCUCACUUCUGGACCAGGCAGUAUCUGCUUUGCUGGUCUUUCUGAGGACUCAAAGAUAAAAGGCCCUGCCUAAGAGCUGGGUGUGUCAGUAUACACCUGUAACCCCUAUGCUCUGGCGGCUGAGGCAGGAGGAUGGAGAGGUAGAAGCUAGCCAGGACUACGAAGCAAGCUAAAACACUUGAGGCCCCAGGUUGCACUGCUAGAAAAGGUAAAGCUGGAUGAGAGAACUGAGACACAAAUUAUUUGGAUUAGACAAUGUCUUCAUGGUAGGACCAGGCGCCACAGCUGGACUGUCUCACCUCAGAGUUACAGUCUGUACUUGUAACUACUACACUGUACAGAUCCCUCAGUAAGCUCCAAAAGAUGAGUCGUGGGUAUCCAGAAAACAAUAAUUUCCUGAAUAAUAAUAACCAAAUGGUACUAGAUAUGAUACUUUAUCCCUUAAUUGGAAUUCCUCAGACCUUCAACUGGGAAACUGUGGCAAGGCUUGUGCCUGGUUUAACACCCAAAGAGUGUGCAGAAAGGUUUGAGGAGCUGAAGAGUAGUGGAAGCUCACCUGUUGACAACCAGUACAACCCCUUACUGGCGGCUGGGGCGGGCCCUGUGGAGUCGCUAGCCACUUACAUUAAAUCUUCGCUUCUGGAAACACAAGGACAUUUUCAGGAGGCUCCAGUUGAUGAAGAUACAGUUUCGAAAGCAGGAAGACAUAGUAUAGCUUCUACAAGGAAUUGUUCUUCAGAAAGUGAAAAUUGUACUACUCGUAAUGCUGGAGAAAAGACUGAAGAAUCUGAAGGGCCAAACAUGGUGAUCCACGUAUGUGAUGAAGCAAAAAACUUGAAAGAAGAUUUUAUUUGCCCACGAGAUCUUUUGGUAUCAGAAAUGAAGUACUUUGCUGAGUAUUUAUCCAUGGAUGCCCAGCGCUGGGAAGAGGUGGACAUUUCAGUCCAUUGUGAUGUCCACAUUUUCAACUGGUUGAUAAAAUAUGUUAAAAGGAACACUAAGGAGAAUAAAGAUUGUGAGAUUCCCACUUUAGAGCCUGGAAAUGUCAUUUCAAUUCUUAUUUCUUCAGAGUUUUUGAAGAUGGAUUCAUUAGUUGAACAGUGUAUUCAGUAUUGCCACAGAAAUAUGAAUGCCAUAGUAGCUGCUCCAUGUAACAUGAACUGUAUCAAUGCAAACCUCCUCACACGCAUAGCCGAUCUGUUCACACACAAUGAAAUUGAUGACUUAAAGGACAAAAAAGAUAAGUUUAGGAGUAAGCUUUUUUGUAAGAAGAUUGAGAGACUGUUUGAUGCUGAGCACUUGAAUCCAGAUUCUCGAAACAGUGCUGCAACAUUAUAUAGAUGCUGUUUGUGUAAGAAACUUUUAACCAGAGAAACAGAAAGACGAAUUCCUUGCAUCCCUGGAAAAAUCAAUGUGGAUCGACAUGGAAAUAUUGUCUACAUCCAUAUAAGAGAUAAAACCUGGGAUGUACAUGAGUAUUUGAAUAGUCUUUUUGAAGAAUUAAAAUCUUGGAGAGAUGUAUAUUGGCGCUUGUGGGGAACGAUCAACUGGCUGACUUGUUCAAGGUGUUACCAGGCUUUUCUCUGUAUUGAAUUCUCACAUUGUCAAUACCACUCAGAAGUGGUAGUUUAUUCCACUACAGUAAGUUCACUGAGCACUGUGGGCACUGGAAUUUAUCCCUGCUGUAACCAGAAAGUUCUUCGAUUUGAUCCCACUCAGCUCACAAAGGGUUGUAAAGUGAGGGACCACAUGGUUAUUCUCCAUGAUCAAGGAGAAAACGAUGAUUUGCUUUCUUGUCCAACUACUAGAAUACUGGACGAUCUACACAAGCACAGAGAUGUCAUUGUUAUACCUUUUUUAAAAGAUGCAGUUAGUGACCCUGGGCUUGGCCCCGGUGAUGAAAAGGGCCUGGAAUGUGAUGUUUUGCUGGAACCAAAUACACCAUGGGGCCCCAAAACUGGGGAGCUCAAUGCUUUCUUGUCAUUGAAAAACUGGACUCUGCAGCUGAAACAGCAGUCAUUAUUUUCAGAAGAGGAAGAGUACACCACUGGAUCUGAGGUCACUGAGGAUGAAGUCGGUGAUGAAGAAGAAGUGGCCAAGAAACAAAGUAAUGGCUUCAGAGUUAAAAAUCAACCCUCACUAUGUAUGGAGACUUUCACUCUGAACCUUCUAAUUCCAGGCAUGGGGAAAAGGGAAAAACCAAAGAAGUUUACUAAGCAACCAAAAAAACAGCUGUCUUCACCCAGUUCUCAAAAGAAAGAAAAGGCGCUGGAGAAGUCAACUUCUAGAGAUGUGUCUCCUUUCGUUGUGAGCAUGCAGAAGAAUAAGUGGGAUGCCACAAGAUCCUUGAGAUUCAACCAGGAUGCACAAAGAGAAGAUGAUCAGCGGCGGAUGUCUGAAAUCACAGGGCAUCUAAUAAAGAUGAGAUUGGGUGAUCUGGACCGAGUUAAGUCAAAGGAAUCGAAAGAAUUUGCAGGAGGUAUUUAUUCUAGACUUGAAGCGCAAGUCAAAGCCUCUGCGCCUGGCAGCGCCCGGCAGAACAGCUCAGACAAAACCCCCAGGUCUAAAAGUCGUUUUGGUCAAGGGCGUCCUGCAUAAAGCACCCUAAAAUAUAAAAAGAGAGAAGGACACUCCUGGACAACUGAGAUUGUUCAUUUCCUGAAGAUCUUCAGAACAAUGACUUCUAGGUGUUUUACUAGUUAUCCCUGCAGACCACAGAAUCAUGCUGAGACAAAUAUAUAGUUAGGCUUCAUUAAAAUAUAAUUGUAAAUAUAAAUUUCUCUUUGUAUAGUUGUGGGCUGUGUAGAAAAUAACUACAAACUUUACAUCGUUGAGAUUCCUAAUAUUUGUUACCCUUUGUUUAUUUGAAAGAGAAGAGGUCUAAAUUGUCAAAUGACUGAGCUUUGUAAGACCUUAAGAAAUUUAGGGUAUGAUUGGUAGCGUUACUGUGCAUGUAUGCUCAUCACCAUACGUUUUGAGAACUGUCCAGUCUUAGGUGUAGCAUUGAAAAAUGAAUGUUUUACGGUGAAAUGUCCAGUGAUGCUAAUUUAAGUUGGUGUCUGGAGGCUGUAUUAAUAGAGUUUCAAGGUGAGGUUAUUCCAGUAUCAUGUUGGCCUAGAAGAAUUCAUCUUGUCACGUUCUUAUUUGGAAAGUACAGUGUUAAUCUACCUUUUGUUCCUUUCAGUUUUUCAUGCUUCUCUGUUGGUCAUCUGACCCUGAAUGACUGGUCACUAGUGUCUCCUCUGUGAAGCUAGUGACAUUCUGAAUUUCCUAAAACAGCCUGUGAUGGUUUAGAGUAGAAUCUUUCAGCUCUGUGCAGUCACUUGUUUGGUUUUCCAACCCAUCCACUCUCUAAACCAUUUCCACCACCCCUUAAAAAUUAUGAUUGCUAGUUACUUUAGAGGUGUCUUACAAUUUCCAGAUAGAUUAGAUAGUUGGAAAUUUCAUACAUUCAAAAAAAAUAAAACAACUAUUUUAUAAAUCAGGUUUUUAUUUUUUCUAACCAGGUCUAUAGCAUACCCAGGGAAAUGUAAGCAUGCACUAAAUUAUGUGUUUGGUUAUUUAUAAGUCUCUGAAAACCAUAAGAUGCACAUGAUUUCUAUUUUAGUUUUCCUUUGCCUUGUGGUUCACAUCUUCAGAUUAUUCAGAGAACAGGACCUGAUAAUAUGUAGCAGAACAGCAGUUUCAAAAGAAAAGUUCAAGUCUUACACUCAAUUGACACAAAAGAAUUACAAUCUUAGUGUAUCUUUUACUUGCUAUAUGGAACUCAAUUAUUUGAUAAUUAUGUUUUUAAUAUCUGGAAAUUUUGUCUUUAUAUAUGCUUUUCAGUUGAUUUGAUACUGUGGAAAUAGCCUAUACCAUAUUUAUUUUUUUAAAAAGUGUUUCUUAGUACAUGAUGUGUGAGUCUCACACCUCGGUUGCCUCCUGUUGUGGUCAUUGUAAUCAGAAGGAAACCUGCUCUUUGGAUUUUUACUGAAUAAAGUGCGCACAUCGCUUCUCCCCUGAGGGGACUGAGCUACUGAUGGAUGCUAACAAACCAGACUUUAUUACAAUCUGACUCUGUAUAAAAUGUGUUUUGUUGUUUUGUGUCUGUCUGUGAUGCAUGGACAGGCAUUCCUUCUGCCAAGUACUUUAAGGAUUUCCUUAUAUUAAAUCUGCGUUUACACUUCUUUAAUUGAAAUAAAUGGCAAUGUCAAAAA